Molecule: messenger RNA, 631 nt
Organism: Ostrinia furnacalis (Asian corn borer)
Lineage: Eukaryota; Metazoa; Arthropoda; Insecta; Lepidoptera; Crambidae
Exons: 5
Coding region: 1-621 (206 amino acids)
Source: RefSeq, a predicted model, not a curated record
AUGCGUAAAUUGCUGUUACUCGCUCUUUUACUUUAUAACAUCGUAGCUUUCGCAACGAGGUCCGGCAAUUACGAUUACGACGAUCGCGAUGUUGACAGCAACAAGAGACACUCUCUUAUAGACGACAGGAGAAACUGGAGAAAAAAGAUGCUCAUUGGCCCAGGGGACAUGGAUCACAAGGACUAUGAUACAAGAAAGAGACACGACUACGAUAACCCCAGAUAUUUCGAUGAGCCAGAAACAAAGCUGUUCGGUGGAAUCGAAAGACAGAGGGAGACAGACUUAGCAGGGUACAGAAAGCGCUUCGACGAUAUUGAUAAAAUGGGUGCCAUGAAGAGUGGAGAACACGCAUCGCCAUAUAAUAUUGAUGAAAAGAAAACGCCCAUAACAAUGAAUUGCGACAGACAGCACGAACGAUACGAAUCGUGCUUCGCCGGCUGCGCGGCCAUUAGCUGCGACAACCCGCGGGACCGGCUGCGGCCGUGCUACCCCUUCUGCGAGCCAGGAUGCGUGUGCGUCCCACCCUAUGUCCGGGAUGACCGUACGCAUAAGUGCGUCCUAGCUGACGAGUGCACGAAAGGCCUCAAAGGAAUUCCGGACUUGGGCGAUGAUAUGAUAUAGUCUGACGAAA